This is a messenger RNA of Scomber japonicus (chub mackerel), 975 nucleotides long. RefSeq names its product regulator of cell cycle RGCC-like. Lineage: Eukaryota; Metazoa; Chordata; Actinopteri; Scombriformes; Scombridae. The transcript is spliced from 5 exons. The record is from RefSeq and is a predicted model, not a curated record. Gene Ontology annotation, biological process: regulation of cell cycle. Bases 98 to 436 code for a protein of 112 amino acids.
CUUUACAAUAAAACUGCAGUCCCGCUUGUCAGCUUUAAACCGCUCUGAAGCCAGACACACACAGCAGCCUGGUGGUGUUUUAUUUCACUGCUCCAGCAUGUCCGCAGACAUUAAUACAGACUUGGAGCUCGAGCUGGGCGAACUGUUGCAGGAGUUCCAGGAUGUGGUGGGGGAACUGAAGGCCCCUCCCCAGAGCAAACCUCACGUUUACCAGCAGGUCCUGAAAGAGGCCAAGAGUCGCGUUGUGCUUGGGGACGAUAGCGGGGUCGAGGACUCAGAUUACAGCAGUGAGGCUUCUUUGGGAAACAGUUUGAACACCAGCGAGGAGGAGCUUCACACAGCAGGCAUAACGCUGGCACCGAAAGCCAAGCUAGGAGACACAAGGGAACUUGAGGAUUUUAUCGACACAUUGGACCGGGAACUUGCUGAGAUGUGAACAGAGAGAUGAAGUGAGCUACGAAGAGGGAGGGAGAAACAGGCUGGGGGCGACACGGCCGGCUACUGCUGAGCAGACAGGCAGAUCUACACCUGAGCAGAUCUGAGGGAGCAAACGCUCCCAUGCCUGCUCCAGGGGAAAAGGUUAACAUCAGAAAUUAAAAGGCCACUCCAUUCCAAAAUGCAAGAACACCUUCAGACCGCUGGCAAUGCCGCGUCCAGCCAGCAAGACGAUAUCCCUGCAGCAUCAGGUCCAAGAAGUGUGACACAUUCCUGAAACUAGACAUCUGUCGGGGUGUAUGAAAAUAUGCUGCCUGGAGAGGACAUAUUUACACCAUAUUUGAAAUUCCGACAAAUACAAUACAAGGAAAAAGCCCUAAAUUAUCAGUGUUAUAUACAUAUUUUUUUAAUUGAGGCUGAUCUUUGUACUUCAAGAUUACAGCUGGCACUUAUUUCAAUUCCAAGUUCAGAUCUGCUGUUUAGUAUCAAAUGCCAUUUAAAUGCAGGUGUUUCAGUGUACAGUUCUUGUUAAUAUUCUUU